CUCGAGGAAGUGAACGCCGCGGCCGGCGAGUCUGUUAACCUCACCUGAGCCUGCAGCAGUACCUCCGCUUUUCUCCCAGCCUGGCGGACGCUGACUCGAAGGGUGACGGUUGACGUUCGCAAGAUUGUCAUGGCCUACCCGGGAUACGGAGGAGGGCUUGGAAAUUUUAGCAAUCAGAUGCAAAUGGGACAGCCAUUGCCAGGAACAGGGCCAGCUGUGCUCCCUGGUGGAUACCCUGCAUGCCCAGCUUAUCCGGACAGUUAUUCCUCAGCUGGAGACCCCAUGUGGACAUACUUCACUGCUGUUGCUGACCAGGAUGGUGAAGUGGAUGCUGAAGAACUUCAGAAAUGUUUAACACAGUCUGGAAUUAGUGGAACUUUUUCUCCCUUCAGUUUGGAAACCUGCAGAAUUAUGAUUGCCAUGUUGGAUAGAGAUUACACAGGAAAAAUGGGAUUUAAUGAAUUCAAAGAACUUUGGGCAGCUCUUAAUGCCUGGAAGCAAAAUUUCAUAACUGUUGAUAAAGACGGAAGUGGCACAGUAGAGCGUCAUGAAUUGAAUCAAGCCAUUGCUGCUAUGGGUUAUAGGUUGAGUCCUCAAACAUUAACUGCUAUCGUUAAACGUUAUAGCAAGAAUGGCAGAAUUUUCUUUGAUGAUUAUGUUGCUUGCUGUGUGAAGCUUCGAGCAUUGACAGAUUUCUUUAGGAGAAGAGACCACUUGCAACAAGGGGUUGUGAGUUUCAUAUAUGAUGAUUUUUUGCAGGGCACUAUGGCAAUUUGAAAGUCUAGAAUUUGAAGGCUGAAGAAAUACUGUGAAUUUCUGUGCUUGGAAGAAAUGAACUGAACUACUUUGAAUUAAAGCUUUUGGGGCUUUUCCAUGUUCCUGUCUGUUAAACUCUUCUCUUUCUAUGUGUUUUUACUUUAGCUCACCAUGCAAAGCAGUAAAAGAGAUGUUUUUGUAUUUGUAAUAUUUAUAUAAAUAUAUAGAAAUUUAUAACUUUAGAGAUAUCUGCAUAAUAAAUAUUGGUAUAUGAUUAAGUGAUAUAAAUACCUCUUAGUUUUAAUUUUCUUUCUUACUUACAAGAUAGAUUAUAUAAGAAGCUAAAUGAUGAAAGCCUAGAUAAAACUAAUUUAUACUUACCUGAAGGUUACAAAUUAUACUUGGAAAUUUUGUUUGUAGUUGUUGGUAUUUGAGGGUGAGCCAGAAGGGGAAGCCUAGAUUUUGCGCCAUCUUUGUAAUAGGGUUUGUUCUUUGAUCACAUAAUCAGAGAACAGAAACUCAUGAGUCUUUGCCUGUGAAGAAGAAAGUUGUAGUUCCUAAAAUUUUAUCUUAAAUCACCUUAGGUGAACCAUAAAUUAAACUAUGGUGAAAUAAAACUACAGGAGGCAUUGUUUUUCCUUUUUUAAGUUUUUGCAGUAUAUAUUUUUCUUCAAUAUGUUUUAUUGUCUUCUGUGGAAAAAAAUUCUUAAUAAACAUAACUUUUUUCUCUGCACUUUAUAGGUAACCUAAAAUGGCAUCUUUUUCUAAAUCUAGAUUUUCUGGAAAUGACGUAUUUUUAAUGCAAUGUCAAUAUUUAAAAUUGUCCUUUUAAACUAAAUUGUUUAUACAUAAUGCUGUUAACUGUUUAGAAAGUUUAAAAAACUCCAGUAAUCUACCACUUUGUUUAAAUGUUCAGAAAUUAUAAGUUUGACUUUCUUGACAACAUUAGCCAGUGAUUUUGGCAUUAGUAAACCAGUAAGUCUUUACCACUAAGUGUAAUGUGGGUCCUAAGCAUGGUAGGCAUCAUGGAAGCAUUUUUGAGUGGUGUUACUACAAAAAUUGCAAAGUGGAGUCACCAGGUCCUUAGCAUUUAAGAUUCCUGGUAUAAGCUGCUGAAGUUAAUCUGGUCCCUUUCUGGGCAAACACCCCGAAGUCUUUCUUAAUGAAGUUUUAAUAAGCCACAUAUUUUUUUCUUACACUUUAACUGAAUAUCUUCCAGCUUAAAGGUGCAAAUGGCAUAAUUUUAAUAUGGCUCGUGACCAAAUUAAUAUAUAGUUUUUCAUUAAAAAAUUUUUCAUUAAAAAUGGAGGAUGAAUGGUAGUAUCUUGAAAAAAAACCUUUUAUAAACUUUCACUUUAAAAAAAUCCUAGGGCUUCCCUGGUGGCGCAGUGGUUGAGAGUCGGCCUGCCGAUCCAGGGGACACGGGUUCGUGCCCCAGUCCGGGAAGAUCCCACAUGCCGCGGAGCGGCUGUGCCCGUGAGCCAUUGCCACUGAGCCUGUGCGUCCGGAGCCUGUGCUCCGUAACGGGGAGAGGCCACAACAGUGAGAGGCCCGCGUACUGCAAAAAAAAAAAAAAUUAAAAUUAAAAUUAAAAAAAUAAAAAAAUCCUAGAAAGGAAGUAAUGUAUAUUCAUGUUGAUAUUGAUAAUUUUAUAUAAUUAGCUGUCAAAUUCAUUUGGUCAGCUUUAUAAAAAUGUGUGAAUAAAUAAUCCAGGUAAUUUUGUCCUCUGGCUGUUAAUUUUUUUUUUCAUGAACAUAUAUUUGAUAAUGUGAGAGCAUGUUAACUGAGUCAUAAAAGAUAUAGAAUUCUAAUUAGAAGUGUUGUAGGAAAAAGCUAAUGUAAACACACUGUAUAUCAUUCAUGUUGAAUAAGGGUGAUACUAUGACUCAGUAGCAUGGAGUCUUAACAUCCAGUUUAUACAGGUGGUUGUUACUGUCCUAUUCUGAGGUCAAUUAUAAUUUUCCUUAUUUGGAUGCUCAUAGUUGAGGUAAAACUUUUAAAAUGGCUUGACAUGACUCAUAUAAGUUUUGCCAAAUGACACUUUGUGUUAGAAAUUCUUCACACAAUUCUCUAAGUCAUCCUUUUCCAAAGGUGUUCCUAUGACUUUUGGUCAUAGGAAGUCUGUGAAGAAGGAGUUUCCAUGACCAAACGUAUUUGGGAAAGUCUCACCUUCCUCAGGGAGCUUAAUAAAGCCUAAGGUACAGAAAAUCUCAUUUAAUUUUAUUUGACCCAGUUUUUUCUGAACUUUUUUUUUUUUUUUUUUACCAUAGAACCCUUCCUCUUAGCAAAACUAAUGUUCCAUGCCAAUCCAACCCAGUUGUCAGACAGUUCUUUUGCACUUUACAUUAGAUAGAUAAUUACAUAAACAUUAGCCAUAGAGAAUAUAUUACUAGGAUUUUUUUUACUGAAAUGCAAUUCACAUUUUUGAUGCUUUAAAAUAAUUAAACAGACAUCCAUUACUAAGGUAAAAAUUAAAUAGUUUUACAGGGAGUAUGACUGGAAUAUGAAUAUAGUUUGGUAGUUUGUACUGGUUAACUCAUGCCCCAGUUUUCUUACGAUGAUGUAAAUUAUUGAAUAAUGUACACUCUUAAUGUCUAAGUGCUUUUAUUUAUCCAAUAAACAUGUUUCCAUGUCAUUUUGAGAAUUUUUUUUAAUAAACAUUCAAAUAGCUUGCUGUAAAGUUUUGCAUCAUACAAAAUCUGUUACAUAUAUAUUAUGAGAUGCUUCAGUUCAAAUAACAGUGCAGUAAUUCACCUAUGCCUAAAAGACUGCCAAAUGAUUAAAUGUCAGGUAUUACACUUCUAUUUCUAGUGGCAGUUUACACAUUUUAAAUUACAUCAAGGGGAGAUUAAUACUAUUGGAAUCUUAAUUUGGUCCACUUUAAAUGUUAUUUCAAGGACUGUGCUCAUUUGAUCUAUCAAGCAUGAAUUCAGAAACAAAAAGUAAUAAAAAAAAAUGUCAAGUGAUAUGUUUAU
This is a messenger RNA of Physeter macrocephalus (sperm whale), 3731 nucleotides long. RefSeq names its product grancalcin (gene GCA). Gene Ontology annotation, molecular function: calcium ion binding. Lineage: Eukaryota; Metazoa; Chordata; Mammalia; Artiodactyla; Physeteridae. The record is from RefSeq and is a predicted model, not a curated record. The coding region runs from base 130 to 777 and encodes 215 amino acids. The transcript is spliced from 8 exons.